AUGAGUAAGGAAGAAGAAGACCCUGAUGUACUCACGAAGCACCUUAUUGAUGCCGUAAGGAGCGGGAACGUCGAGGCGACUUCGACCGCCCUCUCCCGCGGGGCCGAUCAGCACCUCACCCUUCCUGAAGACGACCCCGAUGACCCUGGAGGAUCCUUGUUGACCCUGGCGGCAAGGUUAGGUCACGCCAGCGCCGUAUCGGUUCUUCUGGAGGCUGGGACACACGUAGACCACAGAGGACAUGGCUCCAGGACGCCGCUCUACCGCGCUGCUUACAUGGGGCACGCGGACAUCGUGGAGAAACUGGUGGCAGCGGGAGCAUACCUGGAGGCACAGGAGGCCGACUUUGGUCAGUUAUGUAUUUCGAAGAAUGUCCCAACUGAUCAUGUUAACUGUCAAACGUCAUCGAUUGCAGCUUGCACGCCUCUACACGUGGCAGCUCAGCAAGGUUACGCCAGCUGCAUCCAGAAGCUUGUGGAUGCUGGAGCAGACAUGUAUGCUCGGGAUAUCUGGGCCAGUAUACCAUUACAUCGUGCUGCCAUGAACAACAAACCUGCGGCCAUCAUACAACUUAUUGAGUGCGGUUGUGAUCCCCAAGUCAAAAACAAGUUCGGAAAGACAGCGUUGCACUUUGCUGCUCUUGGUGGUGGCCUGGAGUCGGCAAAGGUCCUUGUGAUGAAUAAUUUGAACUAUCAUGAGAAGGAUGGCCAGGGAUUUUCAUCCCUUGACAUAGCGAGAGUAUACAGUCAUCACGAAGUUGAGUGGCUCUUCGUCUCCGGUCUCUCCUUUGACAAAUAUUGUGGACACAGUUACGUCUUCACUAAUUUUCCUGAUAUGGUGUGUUUCCUGUGA
Messenger RNA from Penaeus vannamei (Pacific white shrimp), 852 nucleotides. The record is from RefSeq and is a predicted model, not a curated record. NCBI's taxonomy places the organism in Eukaryota, Metazoa, Arthropoda, Malacostraca, Decapoda, Penaeidae.